AUGGGGCGGACAGUAAUUGCAUUCGACCUCUACGGUACUAUUCUCUCCACCGGAUCGAUAGCAGGAGAGCUGGCAGAACUAUACGGGCAAGAUAACGCUCAGUCAAUUGCCGCUCUAGCAAGGCGAUAUCAGCUUGAGUCAACAUGGCGCGUGACCAGCAUGGGCACUUAUCGCACAUUUAGUGACUUGACGAGAUGGUCGUUUCGGCAAGCUACGAAAGAGAUUGGUGUUGAGCUCACUCCGGAGCAGGAAGAGCGUAUCAUGGAUGCAUAUAACGGCCUCGACACAUUCCCAGAUGUGGAUAGAGCACUUGAAAAACUGGCAGAACAUGCAUCUAUCGAUCCAUACAUCUUCUCAAACGGAACCAAGGCCAUGAUGACAUCGUCACUCGAUACAUGCCCAACUUUGUCAAGAGUGAGCAACAUAUUUCCCCAUGAGAAAGUUGUCAGUAUCGAUCCUCUCAAAGUGUUCAAGCCGCAUCCUCGUACGUAUGAGUUCAUGGCUGAGACAGCGGGGAUGAAGUCUCAGCUUGAUAGGGUAUGGUUGGUAAGCUCAAACCCAUUCGACAUCACUGGUGCUGUAUCUUUUGGAUUCAAGAGUGCAUGGAUCGACCGUGAAGGCAAGGGCUGGACUGAUACACUGGGAUGUUCACUGGGGCUUCAGCCAACAGUGAUAGCAUCUGGCGUGGAUGAAGCGGUGCAGGUAAUCUUGCGUCAGUCGCAGGAACUUGAGUAG
Fusarium musae is the source of this 735-nucleotide messenger RNA. RefSeq lists its product as uncharacterized. The transcript has 2 exons. Gene Ontology annotation, molecular function: hydrolase activity, acting on halide bonds, in C-halide compounds. The coding region runs from base 1 to 735 and encodes 244 amino acids. The record is from RefSeq and is a predicted model, not a curated record. NCBI's taxonomy places the organism in Eukaryota, Fungi, Ascomycota, Sordariomycetes, Hypocreales, Nectriaceae.